CUCCUCGCCUUGUUUUUCUGAUAAUAAUUUGCACCGCGAUUCUGCCGCCGUUGUUGUGCCCGUCGCUGGACGUGCGUUUCAGUAAUUUCAAAAACUCUUAUUACCUAAUUUUUUUUUCUCCAUAGGCUCGCGUCAAGUGGCCCAAAUAUUAAUCUAAACUACCGUUCACAAUGCGCAUUAUUUUUUGGUUUUUAGACGUGAAAAAAUCUGUGGCCCGCAGUUGAUUUCCAAGAUUUAAAUCUCGUUGAGCAGCCUAAGAAAAGAAACCACCAAAACUAUGGCCGGGCCUCCGCCACCGAGUUGAAUCAGCAAUCCGUUUGGUAAAGACGUUCUAUAAUCGCCAUCUGACGGCAUUGCCACACGGCGAAAACUUGAAGUACGCGACAGAUGUUCAAUGAUUAACAUAUAUGGUAUGGACGAUGAGACGGAUCUCAGCGAGUCAUUGGCUUCCAAUCUGAACCACUCGCCGCACAGCUCGUCUAGUUUUUCCAAAUCGGAAGUCAUAUCCGGUAGUCAGAUGCUUGAUAAUUGGCUGGGCUUAAGCGUUCAUUGUACAUCGUCCAUUGAUGAUUACUGCGAAGGUGAAUUGGAGCAGCCAGAUUCCGAUCCGUCUCCAUCAACAUCUGGACUUUCAUAUGAUUUGACAGCGUUCCCAAAGACGACAUCCACAAUGUCUAUGUUUUAUCCACACUUAAAUGGUUAUGAUAUCCAUCCGUUGCUUAUAAAUCAAAAACGAAGACAAAUGGAACCACCAAUGAUCGAUUCAUUAAAUUUACCACCACAUCCUCUCAUUCCUGAUAUUCCGCGACAAGCUAUACAAAAAGCAAAGAUGCGGGGUAAAGCGACACACAGACAAUUGGAUUACACUAAUGGACAGUUACCAAACUGCGAUCAAGCUUUGAUUGUAGAGGCUGAUAGAUGCCAGCGUAAAUCGUUUUGCUGCGUGGCGUGCAGUAAAACUUUCAAAUUUCAGACAUCGUUGCUGAGACACAAUAACAAAGUACACAUUAGCAAGUAUCAGUGCCAGUCUUGUCAUCGUGUAUUUUCAAGACAGGCGUAUCUUGACGUACACACGUCCAAGCAGGGCAGUUCGUGUUAUUUGGGCAAUGGAUUUGCUGCUACCAUCAACAAAUCAAAAAAGUAAUUUAUUUGACCUUUGAAAACGCAAGUAAGAAAUUAUUAAGACAAAAUAAAUAAAGUUGUCAGUUUAAAUCAUAUUUUAAAGUAUUCUAACAUAACCAUUAACCAGGGUACUACAGAAUUUGUUGUAUACAUUUUUAAUUUAUUUUUGUAAUGUAUAAAUUUUUUCUCUUUGAAAAAAUAUUAACAAGAUAAUAUUUGGAGUCUAGUCAAAAAUCAGUCUGCCUUUUUGUAGGCGCCUAACAGGUAUCAUACGUGCUAUUUUAAUAUAUAACUUUUUUUUUUUUUUAACGCAAUAUGUGGAAAUUAUAUAAAUCUCAGUCUGAAGUUUAGUAUUUAAGAACAUUAUAUAAUAUGUUAAUCUCACUCCAUAUAUUCUAUGUGCAUAUUCAUCUAUAUUGAAUAACAUAAAAAAAAAAAUAAUAGGGCUAAAUGUUUUAUAAAUGUAAUAUUGGAGGCACAUAUUUUUAAAAAUUAUACCCUAAAUUGUGUGACUAUUGAUAAAUAGUGAAUCAUUAUAUUUUAAAGAUAUAUUAUCAGUGGUGUUGUCAUGUGCACUCAUGAGUACACGGUAAAGUGGCAAGUGAGUACAACCACAUUUACCACUAAAUAUAUUAUUGUAAACGAGCUUAUAGUAUUGUGUUUUAAGAAGUUUUUAUUUAUUAUUAUUUAUUACUUCUUUAGGUAUUUAAUAAGGAUUUUCUUAAAACCUGUGAUGUAAAAAUAUAAAUAACGGAGCGUGAUAAUUGUAUAUCGUUUGUACGACUUUUUUCAGCAUAACUAUGUAAAAGACAGAAUCAGUUUUAUUUUUAUAUGAAAAUUAUACUAUUUCUUAUGAAUUUCUUUAUAAUAUUAUGUCAUAUAUAUAUAUAUUAUUCAAAUUGUUAACACCGACCUUUACUCUCUUUAAAUUGUGUUUUAUAGUUUAUUAUUAUUAUUAUUUUUUUAGCUAUGUUUUGUGAUUGCUUUUUGUUGACUGGGGAGGUUGAUAAUUUUAUUUAAGAAUUAUAUGUGUACACGGAAUGCCACAGAAUGAUUCAAAUGGUUUAAAAUAAUAUUGGAUUCCACAAACAUUACAGGUCGUUUUAUUUUUCAUCAAUCUUUAAAUGUAAGGUUGGAAAAAACUUUUUUUUAACUGUUGCUGUUGCUAUUCUGUGUCGUACAUUGUAUUAUUUUAAUACUAUUACCUACAUGUUAUUUUGUGAAAUUUUAAUGUUUUAUCUUUAUGUUUAUUAUUAUUAUUUAUGUUAUUGUUUAUCAUUAAAAUACUUAAUUUUAUGUUACUUUCUUUUAUGGCUUAAUUUCACAACAAAAAAAAAAACGUUAAUUAAAAUAGAGUGUUUUGCGUAAUAAUAUAACAAGGGCUAUCAAAGAUAAUAAUAUAGCCAGUUGUUGAUUAUAAAUACGCAUAAAUUAUUGUUAAAAAAAAAAUAUAAAUAUAUAUUUUUUUAUUAUUAAAUUGUUACACUAAAUACGCUAAAUUUACUUCCAUUUAAAUUGAUGUAAUUUAUAUUAGCUUUAAACGUUGACAGUUGUGUGUAUGCUUUCCUUAGCAUCCGUAUGAUUGUUCAAUGAUUUUUGUAGAUCGCUCCACUUGCCAAAGUCGUAACAAUUUUUUUUUCUUUUUAGUAACCUUGUAAUAGCAACAAUAAUAAAUACUUAUUCCUGUGUCUGUUUACAGUUAUGUAUGGAAUAAAUAGGUUAUAUCACAAUUGCGAUCUUUGCGAUAAGAGCUUUAAAUGUGCAUCAUCGUUGUUGCGGCAUAAAAAUAAAUGUCACUUCAAAAAGUACAAAUGUUCAAUGUGUUUUCGUGUCUUCUCAAGACCUGCGUACCUGUUAUUGCACAUAUCCAAGAAAGAUUCUCCGUGUUACAAUGAGGCUCGGCUGAACUCGUUCUAUACAUAAAUACAUAAAUAUCCUGAUGGUGUGAUUUCAGCUUUUUAAUACAUUUAAAUAAUAAAGAAAAUAAUAAUUAAGUGUUUA
Adelges cooleyi (spruce gall adelgid) is the source of this 3123-nucleotide messenger RNA. RefSeq lists its product as uncharacterized. The record is from RefSeq and is a predicted model, not a curated record. NCBI's taxonomy places the organism in Eukaryota, Metazoa, Arthropoda, Insecta, Hemiptera, Adelgidae. The transcript has 4 exons. The coding region runs from base 395 to 1144 and encodes 249 amino acids.